UUCCUCUUCUUUAUUUCGUCCUCUCUCAUCCAGACGAAGUGCCCGCUUAUGCUACAGCGAGCUGCUACAGCCCAGCCACUGCCAUGGUGGUCUCUACGGCAGCUCUUCUUCACCGUCUCUCAUCAAUUAUCUGUUCAGCGAAACUUCUCUUCCAUAUCUAAAAGCAGGGUUUUGAAUCAUUUGGACGAGGAGUGUGAAGAUUUUUUGCCAUGGUUGGAGAGGAAAGCUGGUAUCGAGGUUUCAUCGAAGCUUUACGUUGGAAAGUCCUCCUAUGGCAGGUCACUAUUUGCUUCUGAAGACAUACAAACUGGAGACUGCAUAUUGAGAGUUCCAUAUGGUGUUCAAAUAGCAUCAGAUAAACUACUUGCAAAAGUUUCAGCUUUGUUGGACGAUGAAGUUGAGCAUGACACCAAGCUUGCUAUUGUCCUUUUGGUUGAGCAAAAACUUGGCCAGCAGGAAUCUGCGUGGGCCCCUUAUGUUAACUGGCUUCCUCAGCUUGGAGAAAUGGAUAGCGCGAUAUUCUGGAGCAAAAGUGAGUUGGACAUGAUUUAUAAAAGCUCAGUAUAUCAGGAAACAAUUGAACAAAAGACUCAAAUCGACAAAGAUUUCUUGAGAAUUAAGCCGGCUCUUGAACACUUACCUCAUAGUUUAAGGAGUAUUACAUUUAAGGAUUUCGUGCAUUCAUAUGCUUUAGUUAAAUCUCGAGCUUGGGGAAGCACAAAGGGUGCAUCUCUGAUCCCUUUUGCAGAUUUUCUGAACCAUGAUGGUAUUUCUGAAGCAGUUUUAUUAAAUGAUGAAGACAAGCAGGUCUCUGAGGUUAUUGCCGAUCGAAAUUAUGCUCCUCAUGAAGAGGUAAUGAUCAGAUAUGGAAAAUUUUCAAAUGCUACCCUGCUUUUGGACUUCGGGUUUACGCUUCCAUAUAACAUCCAUGAUCAGGUCAGGAUCCAGAUUGAUGUACCUCAUCAUGAUGUCUUGCGUGAAAUGAAGGUUGACAUCUUGCAAAGACAUUAUUUACCGACCAUCGAAGAUGACAAUGGUUUCAAGUCUUCCUGGGAUUCUUUCGUAAUCAAGAUCUGGUUUUCAUGUAGGGAAGUGAAGUCUGCUGGUGGGAAAGGGAAGGGUCUGCCACAGUCACUUCGUGCAUUUGCUCGCAUUCUAAGUUGCACCACUCAUCAAGAUUUAAGUGAUUUGGUCAUGGAAGCUGCACAAAACGAUGGUCGUUUGGCCCGGCGCCCUUUAAGAAAUAGCAGCAGAGAGAUCAAAGCGCAUGAGGUUUUGUCGUUCCACAUCACUCAACUUAUUGAGGAAUAUAAUGCCUCUAUUAAGUUAUUGGGGCCUGCUAAUUGUCCCUCGACAUGUAAAAGAGUUGCUCUUCGAAAGAAAAUGGCUUUUGAUCUCCUAUCUGGUGAGCUUCGUGUCCUUAAAUCUGCAUCUGCAUGGCUAAAGAAUUACUGCACAACCUUGUUACAGCAGACUGCUCAUGGAAGUGUUCAAGAAUGAUCAAGCAAAUAAGAGGAUAAUUUACAUGUACAACUUGAUGCAUAUAUCACCAAUUCAAUUCGGGGAUGACCCUCAGAAAAUUGGGGGGAAAUGUCAGUUCCUAAGGUUGGAUACAACAAUUGUGAAGUGCACAAAAGGGAUUGUUUUUGCAAUUAAAAAGAAUAUAUUUAUAUAAUUUUGUGAGAAAGUGGAGUUAUUCUCUUAUUUGAAGAGUAUCUGUUAAAUGCCUAACUGAAAUCUAAGAAACUCAAGAGUGGAAUGUUUCAGAUUAUUAGAAGGUUUUGUUAAUAUAGUUCAUUCAACCCGGUGUUUGCUCGACUGCCUAAA
Jatropha curcas is the source of this 1827-nucleotide messenger RNA. Its product is annotated as SET domain-containing protein. Gene Ontology annotation, molecular function: protein binding; protein-lysine N-methyltransferase activity. The record is from RefSeq and is a predicted model, not a curated record. Gene Ontology annotation, biological process: peptidyl-lysine monomethylation. NCBI's taxonomy places the organism in Eukaryota, Viridiplantae, Streptophyta, Magnoliopsida, Malpighiales, Euphorbiaceae.